AUGUCGGAUACCGACCUCGAUUCAAGGCUCACCACACCACUUCCAGAAGCUGGGAACGAUGCUGGAGAUCCGAAUAGACCUAUUUCACAAGAACGGGAUACACCAGAACCUCCUAUGGCCAACCCAGAUCUCGAUAUGGAUGAUUUAGACAAUGCAGAAAACGGAGCUGAAUCCGACAAUGAAUCAGAUCUUUCCGAAGUCGAUGAAGCCAAUUUUGAUGAUUUCGAUGCAAGUAAAGUUGCCUUGGAUGAGAGACCAAUGGUUGGUAUUGAUGAAGAUGUUGCGAAGACGUUAAAGGCGAGUAAGCGCAAGCGUACGGAUGGUGAGGGCAAGAAACCAAAGGAAGGAAAGCGAGAAAAGAAAAAGAGACCGCGCAGAGAUUCAGACGAGGAUCCAGAUGGAAUUGAGAUUGAUGGAAAGAGGGUUAGAAAGCCUAAGAGAGUUGAUGGCGAUAGAAAGGAGAGAGACAGAACGAAGGAAAGAAGAAAGGCAACACCAGAGCCUGAAAAUGAUGAAAAUCUUACACCUGAUGAGAGGAGGCGUAGAGCUUUGGAUAAGGCUAUGGAUGCUGCGCUGAAGAACCCUAACAAGAGAAGAAGAAAGAAGGAUGAAGUGGAUUUGGAAGAAGCAUUCGAUGAUGAAAUUGCAGCUUUAAAGCUUCGAAUGGAAGAAGCUUGUCAAGCUGAUAAUGCUGCUCGAGAUGCCAAUUUACCCGCAACGAGAAAACUCGAAAUGUUACCAGAAGUCGUCGCUCUUCUUAACAGAAACACCAUUCAACAUUCUAUCGUCGACCCAGAUACCAAUUUCUUGCAAUCCGUCAAAUUUUUCUUGGAACCAUUGAAUGAUGGAAGUCUUCCAGCCUACAAUAUUCAACGUGAUCUUUUCCAAGCACUCGCACGCUUACCAAUUGAGAAGGAAGCACUUUUGAGCAGUGGGAUUGGUAAGGUCGUUUUAUAUUACACCAAAAGUAAGAGGCCAGAAAUAGGAAUCAAGAGAAUCGCGGAAAGAUUAUUGGGAGAAUGGUCACGACCAAUUUUGAAGCGAAGUGAUGAUUAUAAGAAACGUAAGGUCGCGACAAAGGAAUUCGAUCAUCAAGCCGCACAACUUGCAAUCCGUCCCUCCGGUUCUCAAUCUUCGCAGAUGCCCUCUUCCCAAAGAACACAACUCACAGCGCGUGAUAUUGAACGUCAACGUCUUCUCGCACCGAAAAUUAUUAGCAACAGAGCUAGAAUGGAAACCUCAAAUACCAGUUACUCGAUUGCCCCUAGAAGUAACUUUGAUCCAAGCAGAGGUUUGGAUCCAGCUUCCAGACCUAUUGGUGCUGGUGGUGUGGAUGCCUUUAGGAAAAUGACAGCCAAACAGGGGAAGAAGAGGUAA
This is a messenger RNA of Sclerotinia sclerotiorum 1980 UF-70, 1377 nucleotides long. RefSeq lists its product as hypothetical. The transcript has 3 exons. NCBI's taxonomy places the organism in Eukaryota, Fungi, Ascomycota, Leotiomycetes, Helotiales, Sclerotiniaceae. Gene Ontology annotation, cellular component: nucleus. Bases 1 to 1377 code for a protein of 458 amino acids. The record is from RefSeq and is a predicted model, not a curated record. Gene Ontology annotation, biological process: poly(A)+ mRNA export from nucleus.